AUUCAAAAGUUCAAGUUUUUGGUCGACCCAAAGGCCAAAAACACAAGUCCAAACCUAAGAAAUCUUUUGGUCGAAAAUAUUCAGUAAUUUGAACAAAUACGGAGAAGAUCGGAAAUUACAAUUGAAUUGCGUGCUUGAGUAUUAUUUAAACAAGAACGAGAAUCGGCAAAACAGCAGCAGCAACACCAAACGGCCCUAAGCAGUUGAGUUCUCUGCGCGCCAAAAGGAAAAUCCCAAAACAAAGAACGAUAGAAAAUGUUGUCCUUUUCGUCAAAUUUUUUCUGUGUGUGAACGUGAAGAACCGUUGUGCCUGUGGCUCAUUGUGUGUAAUAACUGUAAACUGUUCAAAAUCAAAGUGUUAAUUAAACAAAUAAUGCACCAGCAGAGGAUUAAUCAAAUAACAAUACCUGUUCCAAUCUGACAAGAAGAAACACCUAUAUCGAGCAAAGAUAAAACCAAAUAGGAGUAGUGGCAGCAACGGAAGGAGACAUCCAGUGUUUACCGUUGUCUUUUUCCACCCAAAUCUCCGACCCGCAUUCGCUUGCGGCGGUCCCCUCCGGCCUCCUCAUGAAAUGCAAAAGUUGGUCCAAUAAAUUCAACAACUUCGUCGUGCGCCGAUUCAAGGCGUCAAUCAAGAGCAACGGUACACAACAACAGCAGCAGCUUCAGCCCUGCAGCGGGGCCAGCAUUGCAGCGGCCGCCACCAUCGUCUCGGCUGCAUCUUCGAGCAGCAGCAGCAGCAACAGCAGUUGCAGCAGCAUUGAGCAGACACAGACGUCGUCGCAGCAACAGCAAACGUUCAACAUUGCUGCCACAACAGCAACGACACAAGCGGCUACCAUGCCGUCGGCAAUGGCCAAGGAGAAAGCCACAACGCCAGUGUCCUUAAGCGAAUCGAAUUUCAUGGAACUGAAACUGAAAGAGCAGCUGGUCGUCGUCGUUGAAGCCAUGGCCGCCACCACAGCGGCGUCCCGAUUGCAACAGCACACGUGCGGCUGUGGGGCAGCCUCUGCCACAACUAUCGGCACCGGCAGUGCCACAACGACGAUGACAACAACGGAGAACAACAACAACAGCCGCUAUGGCAGCAGCAACAAGUAUCUGACAAACGGCCACACAUCGCCUUUGGCAGCAGCGGUGGCCAGCAACAGUUCGUCUGUUGCCUCGACGCCGCAGUGCAGCAAAGUUUGCUGUCGGCAUCAGUACCAAAAUGGAAUUUCCCACGAAUUGAGGCAGCAACAGCAGAAGGACCUCCUGGACAUGUUGCAGCAGCAUCAACAGCAACAGCAGCAGCAGCAGCAACAACAACAACAACAGCAGCAGCAGCAGCAGCAGCAACAACAACAGCAGCAACAACAGCAGCAGCAACAGCAACAACAACAGCAGCAGCAACAACAACAACAGAAUCCUCCGCCUCGCAGAUCCCCAAAUGAUUUCAUCUUUGGCCGCUACAUCGGGGAGGGCAGCUUCAGCAUGGUCUACCUGGCGGUGGACAUUCACUCGAGACGCGAGUAUGCAAUUAAAGUCUGCGAGAAGCGGCUGAUCCUGCGCGAGCGCAAACAGGACUACAUUAAGCGGGAGCGCGAGGUGAUGCACAUGAUGACCAGUGUGCCCGGCUUCGUGAAUCUCUCGUGCACUUUCCAAGACCAGCGUUCGCUCUACUUUGUGAUGACCUACGCCCGCAAGGGCGACCUUCUGCCGUACAUCAACCGGGUGGGCAGCUUCGAUGUGGCCUGCACCCGUCACUAUGCCGCCGAGCUGGUGCUCGCCUGCGAGCACAUGCACCGCCGCAACGUCGUCCACCGCGACCUCAAGCCCGAGAACAUCCUGCUCGACGAGGACAUGCACACUCUUAUCGCCGACUUUGGCUCCGCCAAGGUGAUGACACCCCGCGAGCGUGCCUUUGCCUCCGAGCACUGUUCGGAAACGCGGCGCGGCAACUCGGACGACGAUGACGAGGACAGCGACAAGCUGAUCUACGAUGACGAGGAGUAUUACGACAAGGAUUCGGAGUUGGAUGAUGGCGAUGACGAUCAGCAGCACACCGCCGACGAGAUGGACUCCCCGCGUCACCGCCAGCGCCGCUAUGCUCGCCGUCGCAAGGGCAGCUUUGUGGGCACCGCCCAGUACGUGUCACCGGAGGUCCUGCAGAACGGCCCCAUCACGCCCGCCGCCGAUCUGUGGGCAUUGGGCUGCAUCAUUUACCAAAUGAUCUCGGGCCUGCCGCCCUUCCGUGGCACCAACGACUAUGUCAUCUUCAAGGAGAUCCUCGACUGUACCGUGGACUUCCCGCAGGGCUUCGACAAGGAUGCCGAGGAUCUAGUCAGGAAGCUGCUCAAGAUCGAGCCCCGCGACCGCCUCGGCGCCCAGGAUGAGUUCGGCUACUACGACAGCAUCCGUGCACAUCCCUUCUUCGCCGGCGUCAACUGGGAAACACUCCGCCAACAGACUCCACCUCCCAUCUACCCCUACCUGCCCGGCGUCAGCCAGGACGAGGACUUCCGCUCCAGCUACAGUGUGCCCGGGGAUCUGGAGCCCGGUCUUGAUGAGCGCCAGAUCACCCGCCUGCUCAGCGCCGAACUGGGAGUGGCCAUGCCCGCCAAGCGGUCCACAGCUAAGAACUCCUUUGACUUGAGCGAUGCCGAGAAGCUGCAGCGUCUGGAGCAGCAGAAGACUGACAAGUGGCAUGUGUUUGCCGACGGCGAGGUGAUCCUCAAGAAGGGAUUCGUGAACAAGCGCAAGGGACUGUUUGCCCGCAAGCGUAUGCUUCUGCUCACGACUGGACCCCGCCUCAUCUACAUCGAUCCAGUGCAGAUGAUCAAGAAGGGCGAGAUCCGCUGGAGUCCUGAACUGCGGGCCGAAUACAAGAACUUUAAGAUCUUCUUUGUCCAUACGCCGAGUCGCACCUACUACUUGGACGAUCCCGAGGGCUAUGCCAUUCACUGGUCCGAGGCCAUCGAGAAUAUGCGCAAGCUGAGCUACGGCGACUCCACCUCCUCAUCCGCUUCCUCAUCGGCAUCGACGUCAUCGUCGUCGACGGGAGCCGCUACCAUAUCCUGCUCGAGCCGCAGCAGCAACAGUCUGGCUGUGGCCGCCGCCCACUCGAAUUCAUCUGCCGCCUCCUCGAACAGCUCUCCAACGGCACGACGCAGCUCGCCGGUGAAUGCGCUCGGCAGCCGGCAACAGCAGGAGGCGAAAACAACGGGGACGUCGCCGACAAAGAAGACGGCGUCCAAGUGAGGAUUCGGACGCGCACGCGGAUGCAAACGCGAUUGUAAACUUACGACUAGCUGUAGCAAUGAGAAAUUCAAUUCUAAUUUAGACGAAAUUUAGUGCAAAGCAAAGGCAAAGCAGCAGAAGGAAACGCGGUGAUGAUGAUAAUGAUGAUGAAUAUGAAUAAUGACGGGGAAAACACAUAAAGAUAAAAAUUUCUAGUGCUAAUUAGAACCCAAUUUCUGUUUCUGUUUGUAUCGUUUGUCGAUCGUCGAUCGUUUGGAUUGCUCUUAGGGCAGAGAAUACUAAUAUAACUAAAGCUAAAAGUAAAAUAAAACUAAAACUAA
This is a messenger RNA of Drosophila persimilis, 3560 nucleotides long. It is a transcript of the gene Pdk1, whose product is annotated as 3-phosphoinositide-dependent protein kinase 1. Gene Ontology annotation, molecular function: ATP binding; protein serine/threonine kinase activity. Lineage: Eukaryota; Metazoa; Arthropoda; Insecta; Diptera; Drosophilidae. Gene Ontology annotation, biological process: intracellular signal transduction; peptidyl-serine phosphorylation. The record is from RefSeq and is a predicted model, not a curated record. The transcript is spliced from 6 exons. Bases 568 to 3240 code for a protein of 890 amino acids.